This is a messenger RNA of Lodderomyces parapsilosis, 507 nucleotides long. RefSeq lists its product as uncharacterized. The record is from RefSeq and is a predicted model, not a curated record. The coding region runs from base 1 to 507 and encodes 168 amino acids. The transcript has a single exon. NCBI's taxonomy places the organism in Eukaryota, Fungi, Ascomycota, Pichiomycetes, Serinales, Debaryomycetaceae.
AUGAUUACUAUAACUUCACGAGAGUUACUUAACAAUUGUCCUAGCCUGGUACUAGAUAAACUAAAGCAAUAUGAAUCUGACACACGAGAAACUCAGGUUGACAAUCACGAUGUACUGUCGUCACCAUCAGUGCCUUCAUUAUCGUUAAAUCAGUUAAUACAUUCUACGCUAACUACUGCAGUACAAUCCCCUCAACAACAACAACCAGUACCCCCACAAGGAAGCAUUAGUAUCAAUAUCAGCGAUGUGAUACUAGAUGUUGAAAACCUACCGCAAAUGUUUCAAGACGAACAAACAACAACUAGCUAUGAUUCGAAUAAGGAGAUGGAUUUGGUUGGGGACGACGAGGUAGACCCUAAAGUGGAGGAGUACCUAAGAUUCAAGAGAGAUCAUCAAUUAAAAUUUCUCAAGGAGGUGAAGAUGAAGGGAUUGGUGUUGAAGGGAAGUAGUGGUAAGGGUGGAGGAGGAGUUGAUCAAACGCAAACCAACAAGUUUAUGAAUUAUUGA